This is a messenger RNA of Emericellopsis cladophorae, 1665 nucleotides long. Its product is annotated as putative acyl-coenzyme A synthetase-like protein. Bases 1 to 1665 code for a protein of 554 amino acids. Gene Ontology annotation, molecular function: CoA-ligase activity. Gene Ontology annotation, biological process: secondary metabolic process. The transcript has 4 exons. NCBI's taxonomy places the organism in Eukaryota, Fungi, Ascomycota, Sordariomycetes, Hypocreales, Bionectriaceae. The record is from RefSeq and is a predicted model, not a curated record.
AUGAUCUACAACUUCGGCAACGAGGUCGACGUACCUCAAGUCGACCUGUUGACCUUUCUGUUUGAGUCGCGCCACUGUGCUGCUCAAGAGAGCACGCCUCUUCACGCCGAUGCGGACAAUGCGGCGACGACUUACACCAAAGCCGACAGCAGAGUCAUUGCGCAGCAAGUCGCUCAUUUCCUACGCGAGAACUAUGGGAUUGGCAAGAAAAGAACGGGUGACGAUAUCGUGGUCAGCUUUUGCAACGGCCAGGCCGCGCUUCCCUUCCUAUUCUACAGUAUCGUUGGCGCUCAGGGCAUAUACUCGGCGGCCAGCACGUACUUGAGUGCAGAGGAGCUCGCCAGCCAGAUCGCAGAUGGACCUGGCAAGUUGCUCGUCUGCAGCGAAGAUGUCAAAGACACCGCGGUGGCCGCUGCUACUGUCGUAGGACUCCCCCUGCGGAACGUGCUCGUUCUGACGACGAGCCCAACGCCAGCGCUCACUUCCGUCGACAAUAGCCCUUCGUGGUCUUUUGCUGCAAGCCAAAACACCUUGUCUUGGCCAGUCAUCACGGAUCCGUCCCUGUUGGCGUCCACGACGAUCUGCCUUGUCUACACCUCGGGCACCACCGGGCAGCCAAAGGGCGUGCGGAUUUCGCACGCAAAUAUGGUCUCUGAGGCUUUCCUCCCAGCGUACAUCAAUCGCCCUGUUUGGGACCAGUGGGCUGUCGAGGGGAAACCUUUCCAGUCGCGGACGCUUGCUCAUCUUGGGUGCGCGCACAUUUCUGGCGUGCAGGGCUAUUUUGUCAAUCCCUUUUACGAUGGGGGCCUCGUGUACUGGAUGCCCAAGUUUGACAUGAUGGACUUCCUCAAACACAACGCCACACUGCAGAUCACGACCUUUUUCUCCCUGCCCAGGGUGUACGCAGCUGUUGCGUUCCUACCCAGCAUCACGGACCAGCUCAAGUCGCUGCGCAUUGCCUACUCGGGCGGCUGGCCGCUUGACCCCCGUGUCUACCACACGCAAAAGCUGGGAGGUGAGGGGGAUAUGAUGGCGCUGUUGAGUCAGACGUGGGGUGCUACCGAGACGACUGGCGCGUCGACGCACAUGCCUCCUAGUAGGCGGGAUACGACAGGGAGCGUGGGUGGUCUCUUGCCCAAUAUGCUGAUGCGUCUUGUCGAUGAGGAGGGCAAAGACGUUCCGGCUGCCCAACAGGGCGAGGCUUGGCUUAUGGGUCCGAUCAUCACGCAAGGUUACCACAAAAACGCCGAGGCAGAUCGGAAAGCAUUCCACAAGGGAUGGUACCGGACAGGUGAUCUGGUUGAGAUCAAAGACGACCUGAUCUACGUCAAGGGGCGUGUCAAGGAGAUCAUUCGCGUCCAGGGCCAGUAUGUGCCGCCAGCUGAGCUCGAGGGCAUUAUCGUGCAGUAUCCAGGCGUAACUGAUGCAGCUGUUCUUGGUGUCGCAUUGCAGGACGAGGAUGGAGCUGAGAGUCAGGUUCCCCAAGCUCUGGUAGUUAUGAGGCCAGGGACGGAAACUACAGACGAUACUCCUCGGCUCAUUCAGCAAUUUGUGUCAGAUAGGGUCCAGGAGCACCAACAGCUGCGAGGUGUAAAGUUUGUGGACGCUCUACCGCGACACAUCAGCGGAAAACUGAUGAGGGACAAGUUGCCAGAGUUGCUGUAG